AUGUCGGCGGCUGAGCUUUACACUAAGGCCACCAAGCUGUGGAUUCCUGACCCGGAGCAAGUGUGGAUAUCUGCUGAGUUGACGAAGGAUUACAGCGAGGAAGACGAUGAUCUGCUUUACCUCAAACUGGACGACGGGAUGAACAUUGAGUUUCCCAUUGACAAGAAGACUGGAGCUCUGCCCUACCUGAGGAACCCUGAGAUCCUCAUGGGUGAGAAUGACUUGACGGCCCUCAGCUACCUGCACGAGCCGGCAGUGCUCCACAACUUGAAGGUUAGGUUCCUGGAGUCUAACAAUAUCUACACCUAUUGUGGGAUUGUUCUGGUCGCUAUAAAUCCCUACGAGCAGCUUCCUCUCUAUGGGGAUGAUGUGAUUUAUGCCUACAGUGGGCACAAUGUGGGAGAUAUGGAUCCUCAUAUCUUUGCCGUCGCAGAGGAAGCAUACAAACAGCUGGCGAGAGAGGGAAAGAACCAAUCGAUCAUCAUCAGUGGGGAAUCAGGAGCUGGGAAGACCAUGUCUGCUAAGUGCACCAUGCGGUUUGCUACCGUUGGCGGCUCAGCUGGUGACACCAACGUGGAGGAGAGAGUGUUGGCCUCCAACCCCAUCAUGGAGGCCUUUGGAAAUGCUAAAACUACCAGGAAUGACAACAGCAGCCGAUUUGGAAAAUACAUUGAAAUAGGAUUCAGUGUCGGGCAUCGCAUUGUGGGCGCUAACGUGAGGACGUAUCUGUUAGAGAAAUCCAGGGUUGUGUUCCAGGCAGAGCAGGAGAGAAAUUAUCAUAUACUGUAUCAGCUCUGUGCCUCUGCUAAUCUGCCAGAGUUUUUGGAGUUGAGUCUUGGUGGAGCAGAGAGUUUCUCCUACACCAAUCAGGGCGGUGACAUUUACAUCAAUGGAACUGAUGACGUAGCAGAUCUGGAGAGAACACGUAAUGCCUUCUCUCUCCUGGGAAUUUGCGAGUCCGACCAAAUGGAGAUAUUCAGAGUUCUCGCUUCUGUCCUACACCUGGGAAAUAUAACAUUUCAAUCAAAAGACCGUGACGGUGAAAGCAGCUGUAUUGAUUUGCGCGAUGGAUCUCUCAACGUGUUCUGUGAGUUGCUGGGACUGGAGAGAAACCAGUUUGCUCACUGGCUUUGUCACCGUAAACUGGUGACACUGAGCGAGACGUACGUCAAGCCCACGAGCAGGAAACAAGCCAGCAACUCCAGGGACGCCCUCGCUAAGCACCUGUACGGGCAGCUCUUCCACUGGAUUGUGGGUCACAUCAACAAGGCCUUAAGAUCCUCUUCCAAACAACACAACUUCAUCGGGGUGUUGGACAUCUACGGGUUUGAAGCUUUUGAAAACAACAGUUUUGAACAAUUCUGCAUUAACUAUGCCAACGAAAAACUCCAGCACCAAUUUACCCUGCACGUGUUCAAGCUGGAGCAGGAGGAGUACAUGAUGGAGGAAUUAUCCUGGACGUUGAUCGAAUUCCACGACAACCAGCCAUGUAUCGAGCUCCUCGAAGCCAAGCUGGGAAUCCUAGACCUGCUGGAUGAGGAAUGCCGGAUGCCAAAGGGAACGGACACAAGUUGGGCUCAGAAACUGUACGAACGGCAUCUCCACACGAGUUACUACUUUCAGAAACCCAGGAUGUCAAACACGGCCUUUCUUAUCCUACAUUUUGCUGAUGACGUGCUGUAUCAGUGCGAAGGGUUUUUGGAGAAAAACAGAGACACGGUUUAUGAGGAGCCAAUUAACAUUCUCCGAGCGAGUAAGGUGAGCCUCGUCGCUGAGCUUUUCCACGAUAAGGAAUCUGCCCACAUCGGGCGGCGGCCAAACCCCAACGUGGGCUUCCGAUCGCUCCGGAAAUCCCUGCCGGCAAAAAGCGAGCACAAGAAAACCGUGGGAUAUCAGUUCCGAGCUUCUCUCCACCUCCUGAUGGAAACCUUGAACUCCACGACUCCUCACUACGUCCGCUGCCUGAAGCCAAAUGACACGAAGCAGGCGUUCUCGUUCAACCCACAACGGACUGUGCAGCAACUGAGAGCUUGUGGAGUGUUGGCCACCAUCCGGCUCAGUGCAGCGGGCUAUCCCUCCAGAUGGACCUACCCAGAGUUUCUGAGCCGCUACAGAGUGUUGCUGAGAGAGGACGGUCUGUGUGUGGGUGACCAACGACAGACCUGCAAAUGUUUGUUGGAAAAUCUAAUAAAGGACAAAACACAGUACCAGUUUGGGAGGACGAAGGUGUUCUUCCGAGCCGGACAAGUGGCUUAUCUGGAGAAGCUCCGUGGGAACAAGCUCCGGGCAGCGUGUGUCCUGAUACAGCGGCGGGUGAGAGGCUGGUUACAGCGGAGGCGAUACCAACAUGUUCGCGCAGCCACCAUCGCCGUCCAGAAAUACACGCGAGGCUUCCUGGCAAAACGACGAACCGAGGGUUUGAGACGAGCGAGAGCUGCCCUGGUCAUCCAGAAGCGAUACCGCAUGCUGGUCGUGAGGAGGCUGUUUGUGCUGCUCCGCACAGCGACUGUCACUAUUCAGGCUUAUGCCAAAGGCACGGCCGCCAGAGUCCAGUAUCGCAAGCUGGUGAGGGAGCGGAAGGCGGUGAUGGUGCAGAGCUGGGUGCGUGGCUGGCUGGCCAGGCUAAGCUAUCGCCGCACACGGCAUGCGGUGAUCUUCCUGCAGAGCUGUUACCGGCGGAUGAAAGCCCGGAGAGAGCUUCACAAGCUCAAGUGCGAAGCCCGGUCAGUUGAACAUUACAAACAACUGAACCGAGGGAUGGAGAACAAGAUCCUGCAGCUACAGGUCAAAGUCAUUGAGCAGAACAAAGAGAACAAGGUCCUGGUGGGACAGUUGGCAUCACUUGCGGCCUCGUACAGCAGGGAUUUUGAGAAACAGAAGUGUGAGCUGGAGCAGCUGCAGGCCAGGGCGGGCGAUGCCAAAGUGCUGAGCCUCCAGCGGGAGCUAGAGAAGCUGAGAGCGGAGCUCGACAUGGCACGGCAGGAGGCAGCAAUCGUGGAGGAAAAGACAUCUCGGGAGCAAACCCGACUGACGGAGAGCUUUGAGGUUCUUGAGAAGGAAAAAGUCCAGUUGAGCGACGAGUUGCAGAAGCUGAAGCGACAUCUUCAGGAGCAGGCGGACAGCAUCGAAGAACAAAUUGCCCUGAAGGUGGCGGCAAAGAGCCGCGAGUUACAGUCCGGGUUUGAGGCUGAGCGAAGCCGCUAUCAGAAUCUUGUCAGAGAAUUUUCUCGCUUGGAGCAAAGAUACGAAAAUCUGAAAGAUGAGAUGAGCUUCAUUAAGGAGUCUCCAGGGCUGAAGAGUAACCAGUCUGUUCAGAGCUGUUUGUCCGAACUGAGCGAUCAGUCCUCUGUCUUUUCGGCGUUGGAUGCUGAGGGUCUAAUACAUCACUUAGAGUUUCAGGCGCUUGAGAACGAGAACCGGAAGUUGAAGGCGGAACUGGAGAAAGGUCCUGGGCCGGGCCGCGGCCGGGGGGGAGAGAAUCGUCUCAGGAUCCUCUGCGGAGCCAGCUGGGUGCCGCGACCCGGGAGGUCAACAUGUACAAGGAAACUGAGCCAAGCGACAAGGCAGCUCUCUGCCGCGGAGAGACAGAUCGAGGAAAUGAAGAACAAGCGGCUGGUUCUGCCCCGAGGCGGCUGCAAGAUGACCGAGGAGGAUCUCCGACAUGCUUAUGAUGCCGUCUGCGUGGCCAACGCGAUUCUCAUGGAGGAGAUCCGGGAACAGAGGGCGCAGCACGAGGAUGGAACGGGAGAGCUUCACACACAGCUCCGAGCUCUCAGACAGGAGCUUGAUCACCAGCAGGAGGCCCUGGGCCGAGAGAGACAGCAACCAGCGGGGACGCACCCAGCAAACCACUUACAGGAGGAGGUGUACCGACUCAACAACCAAAACCUGGAGCUGAUGGAGCAGGCGGAGAAACAGGAUAAGAUGGUGUACAAGCUGAGCCGGCAGCUCAAGGCGUACGUCAAGUCGGUCAAAAACUUUGCAGUGACGUCUCCGGCCAGCCAGAGUGCUGGGGAGCCAGGCUCGGUGUCGGAGAUCACAGCUUCAGUGAGCACAGCUGGUGGCCAGCUCGGAGCCGGGAAUUUUCGGGGAAUGUUGGAAUGUGGAAAGGAAGAUGAGGCUCGGUUCAUGAGAAAUCUGAUCAUUGAUCUGAAGCCCGAAUUGCCAUCACUGCGGGAGCUGCCGAGUCUCCCCGCCUUCAUCCUGUUCAUGGUCGUGCGGCACGCGGACUACACCAGCGACCAGCCCAGGGCACAGGCUCUAUUCACGGCCAUCCUCAGCUCUGUCAAGAAGGUCCUCAAGAGAGACCACAGUUUUGAGACGGUGGGUUUCUGGCUGACCAACGUCUAUCGGCUCUUGGUGUGCGUGCGGCAGUACAGUGGGGACGAGAGCUCUGUGGAGAUGAACACACCUGAGCAGCGGCCUCACAGCUUGAGGAACUUUGACCUUUCUCAGCAAUGCCUGGCUCUCUCCGACCUUGCCAUAGAGGCUUAUCACCAACUGAUCAGGUCGGCUGAGGAGCGGCUUCAGCCAAUGAUCGUGGCUGGGAUGCUGGAGAAUGAUGUGCUUCACGGUUUAGGCAGCGUAACAGCCCGGCCGGGCGGGUACAGAAGAGCUGGCCUCGGCAGGGAGAGCGGUGUGCACACGCUGCACUCCCUCCUUGUACAGCUGGACUCCUUCCACGGCGUUCUGACCGGGUACGGCUUAGAUCCCGAGAUCAUCAAGCAGGUUUUCCGGCAGAUUUACUACCUGAUCGGAGCCGCGACGCUCAACAACCUGCUGCUCCGGAGAGAUGUCUGCUCGUUCGGGAACGGGGUCCAGAUCAGGAACAAUGUCAGCCGGCUGCAGGAGUGGCUGAGCGGGAAGCGGCUGCAGGGGAGCGGGGCGCUGGAGGCUCUACAGCCCCUCACACAGGCCUCCCAACUGCUGCAGCUCAACAAGAGGACAGACACCGAUGCUGAGGCCAUCUGCUCUAUGUGCACCGCCCUCUCCAAAAGCCAGAUUGUAAAAAUCUUGACGCUGUACACACCCAUUAAUGAAUAUGAAGAGCGUGUGACUGUAGACUUCAUCAAGAAUGUUCAGAUGCGUUUAGUGACCAGGAGCCCCAGUCAGCAGCUGCUGGUUGAGCUGAAGCACGUGUUUGCCGUGAAUUUUCCCAUCGUGCCGUCUCCGGUGAACCUGGAAAAGCUUCGGAUCCCGGAAAGCUUGGGCCUCUCGUUCCUAAAACCGUGCUGAACACCCAGCUCUCUGGUUCUAUAUCGAGACUGCUUUUGAAACUGCUCUUUGAAGAGUAACACACGGCAUCGAUCAAAGGUGGGGUUGGAAUCGUACGUGGGUUUGUAUCCUGUGUGAUGCUCUGUGUGUUUGCUGCACCCUCUGGCCAGGAAGACAACUCUAAUGGCUCUGCUAUCGAAGCCUUUGAUGCUGAAGCCAUUGAUUUCAGGUGUCUCUGAUGCUCACAGUGUAGAAUGCUCCUUUUAAAAUGAUGACUAUUUCAGAAAGUGAAGGUGAAGUGGCUACUUAAAGGUGGACUCCCAACCUAGAGGACUAAAGAAACCAAGUUUUUCCCAUUUCCCGUUUGGCAGGGAGAGAGAGAGAGAGAGAUCUGAGACAUCUCCAGGCAAUGAUUCAGGCUUUGCUCCCAGAAUGGCUUUGAAAUGGUGAUUGUGCGUAUGAUGUAACUCCUCUGCACUCAAUUACCUUAUAGAAGCUCAAGUAUUCACUUCAGUCGUGAAUCAAGUGUUUUUUUUAAAAAGUGCUGAGCAAACCCCUGGGUGUAAUUGUUAAUCUCAUCAGUUAGAUUUCAUUCCCCCCCACCCCGUGGUAAAGCACUCACUGCAGCACAUUCUUCAGCUACACAAAGGUCACCCACCGUUUGUGUCUGAUACGUUUUCACAGUGAGUUUCUGUUCAACACGAUCAUUAAGUAAUCUUUGUCUUUCUGCCCUUCCGCCCCAAAAUCCACCCCCACAUCCACCGACACAACCUCAGCACCAAGAAAACAAGACCAAAGACAAUCCCGUUAGUUACUGAUCAUCUCCACCUAAGCCCUAAAAGGUUUCCUUAUCACCCGCCCACUUGCCAACACUAGUCACUAAUUAUUGUUAUUUAUGGUCAUGGGGGGGUGGGGAGGGGGGGAAUGCAGUGCAUUGGAUACGUAGCUUCUAAUAAUUCACAUAGUGAAAGUAUUAAUGUGUGUGUAGGAAGCUUCGGAGCUGCCUCACCGCUGGUUUAAUUUGUACAGUAAUUAUUGCUGCACGUGGGACACUUCCUUAAUUCAUUAGAUGGCCGGGCGAGGGAAUUGAGUGUUGGGCAGAAGAGAUGGUUUGAGUUGGUAAUUUGCUGACGAACGUGUGCUUAUCUUACGGUGGGACAGGGAUGUGUGUGGGGGGGGUGCGGGGGGUGGAGCUGGGGUUACCUGCGAAGAAAGUGCCAAUUUUGUUUUUAAAAAUAAAAAUUUGUAAUUGAAGAAAGGUAAUAAAAAUCUCUUUGUAGAUGAA
Callorhinchus milii (elephant shark) is the source of this 6499-nucleotide messenger RNA. RefSeq names its product unconventional myosin-Vb. Gene Ontology annotation, cellular component: vesicle; cytoplasm; myosin complex. Lineage: Eukaryota; Metazoa; Chordata; Chondrichthyes; Chimaeriformes; Callorhinchidae. Gene Ontology annotation, molecular function: microfilament motor activity; ATP binding; actin filament binding. The record is from RefSeq and is a predicted model, not a curated record. Gene Ontology annotation, biological process: actin filament organization; vesicle transport along actin filament.